Molecule: messenger RNA, 1397 nt
Organism: Amoebophrya sp. A25
Lineage: Eukaryota; Dinophyceae; Syndiniales; Amoebophryaceae
Source: the annotation of a GenBank genome assembly
GCACUGAAAGCAGAAGUAACGGAUAAAAAUCCCAAAGAAGGUGAAAGUGGUAGAUAAUGAGCACAUGGAUAUCUGUGAAAGCAGGUCACUAGUAAUGAAAAGAAGAGCGAAUAGAUAAACACGUGUGAAAGACAGCUGGAUACGAAGAGAAGGAGCACUAAAGUGUGAUUGUCUUAAAAGGCCAGCCCUGUUACAUCAAACUUCUCAUUGCCUUGGAAAGCACGAUCUGGAAUGAUAAUUCUUGGAUGAACAAUCGAAAAGAGGUAGCCCUUAGGAAGGUAAAGAAAGGAGGCAGUAAUAGAUCAUCGAAUCGAAAAAAUCGCAAAGAUCAUUAGGAGAUGAGCUUCCACGGUAGCGAAAAUGAUCCGAACAAGCAGAGCUGGGUCGAGGACUAGAUUAAAGGCGCAGACGCUCCAAUGAACAUCAAAUAAAAUCGAACCGAUUGAGAAGUAUUGAAAUAAGGAGACCAGGAGUGGUGAAGCAGAGGGUAGAUGCAGAAUAGGGCGGAACUAGAUGAGUGAAGAAAAGAUCUGAAUUGCAGGUAGGUAAGACAGAUAGGUAGGUAGAAAAAGAAAAAACAUGAUGGAUCUCGUGACACCGGUGAGUGGUGCGGAACGAAGAGCAAAGGAACAGGGGAGCAACAGCGGAGAUAGCUACAGGCAAAUGGAUGGAAUAACAAGUCCCUGCAAGUGUGCAAGACACGAUCGCAAAAGGACGUAGUGUAUAUGCAUGCUCGAGGGUAAGCAGCACGCAAAAAGAAGUCGAAGAGCAGAAAUCGGUUCAGAGAGAAAAACUUAUCACCAGUAAAAAUAAAACCCAAAAAUCAGCAAGUGCCGCAGCAUUGGGCCGUCUAGGACAUUGGUCGUGUCGAAAGUAUGGGCGAUGGUGACUUAAGAAGAUUAGCAUAGUUAGACAAGAGUACUAUUAACAUUGGAAAGGAGAGAUGGGUGCCCAAGAUCUUGCUAGUUGAAUGUUGCAAGUAACUUGGUGGUAGAUAGAGUAUAUAGAUAGCAGCGCCCCAGCUCCUUUUGUCACUGUCACUCGCGCUUUGGCUCGUGGAUCGGUGUUCUGGACGUAAAAGCACGCGUGCCAGCACGGAUACCCACACGCUCCAGUGAUGCCUCAAGUCGGACCUUUCUCGGAAGAAUAAGAGAUCGGGGGCUGUUGGUGUCAGACUCGGUUCCACAUGGUAGAUUCGUUUACCUGGUGUGCCGUUUUUUGUGGCUCUAGUCGACUACGCCCAGUGAUGGGGAGAUGGAGUCGCGCCAAUGAAUUGAAUUGAAUACUAUUGCUGAAGUACUAGUACAAGAAUUGAGGAAGAAUCUGUAUGAGCAUUCGGCGUUUUCGGAAAGAAAAUGUAACUCUUUCACUUUGAUGUCUUACGAACACGAAGUUAG